Messenger RNA from Chanos chanos (milkfish), 2634 nucleotides. RefSeq names its product extended synaptotagmin-like protein 2b (gene esyt2b). Bases 1 to 2634 code for a protein of 877 amino acids. Gene Ontology annotation, cellular component: endoplasmic reticulum membrane. Gene Ontology annotation, molecular function: phosphatidylinositol binding; phosphatidylethanolamine binding; calcium ion binding. The transcript has 23 exons. Lineage: Eukaryota; Metazoa; Chordata; Actinopteri; Gonorynchiformes; Chanidae. The record is from RefSeq and is a predicted model, not a curated record. Gene Ontology annotation, biological process: lipid transport.
AUGACGGCUGUUCGUGGAGCUCAUAGUACACACACAUCAGGUGGGGGACUGAAGGACGGCGGGCAAACCGUGCCGAAGCCCGCUCCGGCGCCGGAGUUACCCAACGGUCCUCCAUCCUCUACCGGCGAACUGACUCGCACAUGGGCACAGUUUGCGAAGACCUUCGUCCUUAUUUUCCCUAUCUACGUGUUGGGAUAUUUUGAGUUCAGCUUCAGUUGGCUUUUAAUUGGACUUGCCAUCUUUUACUUCUGGAGAAGAAACACCUGGUGUAAGAAUACCAGGCUUAACCGAGCGAUAGCUUUCUUUGAACAAGAGGAGGAAACAGUUAAGCACAAUUUGACGUCCUCUGACCUGCCGUCGUGGAUUCACUUCCCAGAUGUUGAAAGAGUGGAAUGGUUAAAUAAGACAGUGAAACAGAUGUGGCCGUAUAUUUGUCAGUUUGUGGAAAAACUGUUUAGGGACACCAUUGAGCCAGCAGUGAAAGAAGCCAAUUCUCAUCUCAGCACGUUCACCUUCGCCAAGGUUGACCUGGGAGAUAAGCCUAUUAGGGUGAAUGGGGUCAAAGUUUACACAGAGAAUGUGGACAAAAGACAGAUCAUCAUGGACCUCCAGAUAAGCUAUGUUGGAAAUACAGAAAUUGAAGUGGAUAUUAAGAGAUAUUACUGCAGAGCUGGGAUCAAAAGUAUACAGCUCCACGGCGUGUUGCGGGUGGUGAUGGAGCCCUUGUUGGGGGACAUGCCGCUGGUUGGUGCUUUGUCCUUCUUCUUCCUUAAGAAGCCGCUUUUGGACAUUAACUGGACAGGUCUCACAAAUAUCCUCGACAUUCCUGGACUCAAUGGUUUCUCAGACAACCUGAUCCAGGACAUUAUCUACAGUUACCUGGUGCUGCCAAACAGAGUCACUGUUCCAUUGGUGGGAGAUGUAGAGCUAGCCAAGCUUCGUUUUCCCAUGCCAAAGGGCGUGUUAAGAAUUCACUUCCUGGAGGCUCAGGAUCUGGAGGGCAAGGAUAAGUUUCUGGGCGGACUCAUCAAAGGGAAGUCCGAUCCGUACGGCGUCCUUCAGCUCGGAAAUCAGCUGUUCCAGAGCAAGACCAUUAAAGAGUGCCUGCACCCUAAAUGGAACGAAGUCUAUGAGGCUUUGGUAUACGAACACUCUGGUCAACAUUUGGAGAUCGAACUAUUUGACGAAGACCCAGAUAAGGAUGAUUUUCUGGGCAGCCUCAUGGUAGACCUAACAGAGUUACAUAAGGAGCAGAAAGUUGAUGAGUGGUUUCAGCUGGAAGAGGCAACGACAGGGAAGCUGCAUCUGAGAAUGGAAUGGCUCUCCCUUUAUUCACAGCCUGAGAAAUUGGAACAGGUGUUGAGGAGCAUCAGGGCUGAUAAGUAUCAGGCCCAUGAUAAAGACGCUCUCUCCUCUGCUCUGCUGGUUGUUCAUCUGGACUCUGCCAGGAGUUUACCUAGCUACCCACUUGACUUUAACCAAGAGGGGCCCAAGCACUCUUACAAAGGCCUGAAGUCUGGCAAGAAAGUUAACACUGAUCCAAGCCCGUAUGUGCAGUUUAGCGUCGGAAAGAAAACCUACCAGAGCAAGGUGCGUUAUAAGACAAGUGAACCACUGUGGGAAGAAGCCUACACGUUCCUCAUACACAACCCUCAUGUUCAGAGCCUGGAAGUGGUGGUGAAGGACGAUAAGCACAAGUGCAAACUGGGUAAUCUUCAGAUCAGCUUGAGCAGGUUACUGGUGGAAGAGGACAUGACACUGACUGAGCAGUUUCCCCUCUCCAACUCUGGGCCCAACUCUACCAUCAAACUCAAGAUGGCACUCAGGAUCCUCUGUGGAGAGCGAGAGAUGGCGUCUGGCCAACCAUCCUCCGUGCAAGUCAGACGAGCCGAUUCCAGCAACUCCACCUCUCCAAACCAUCACCCCAGCUCCUCCAAAACCCAAACCAAACCCACACCCACACCCACGCCCACGCCCACACCCGCCGCCUCUCUCUCCCCCGCCCCCGUGCAGCAGGGCCAGAGAGGGGGAGAGGGCAGCCCCGUGCGGCUGGCGGAGGUGGGGCGUAGUGUCUCCAGCCAGGCCAUCAGCAGUGCCCAUAAAGAGCAGUCCCACAGGGACUCCACCCCCAGCCUGGCCUCAGACACCUCCCUGCCCUGCGCCACCCUGGAGCUCCAGCAGAGACUACGUCACCUGCAGAAUGGCUCUGGUCCCAGCCAGUAUCCACUGGGUGAAAUCCAGCUCACAGUCAGACACAGUUCUCAGAGGAACAAACUCAUUGUGGUGGUCCACGCCUGCCGUAAUCUGAUAGCAUUGAAUAAAGAAGGCUCUGAUCCGUAUAUCCGCCUCUACCUGCUCCCUGAUAAGAGUCGCAGUGGCCGCAGGAAAACCACCAUGAUGAAGAGAAACCUUAAUCCCAUCUACGACCAGUCGUUUGAGUUUAGUGUGUCCAUGGUGGAGCUGCACAGACGGACUCUGGAUGUAGCAGUGAAAAACGGAGGAGGACUACUCUCUAAAAACAAAGGCCUUUUGGGCAAGGUACUAGUGGAUUUGUCCAGUGAUGAGAUUUCCAAAGGAUGGACUCAAUGGUAUGAUCUGACUGCAGAUGGGUCACCGAAAAUAGUUCAGGCCUGA